Messenger RNA from Acanthosepion pharaonis, 1233 nucleotides. Lineage: Eukaryota; Metazoa; Mollusca; Cephalopoda; Sepiida; Sepiidae. The record is from the annotation of a GenBank genome assembly.
AUGAAACAUCUGUACAUCUAUCUAUCUAUCUAUCUAUCUAUCUAUCUAUCUAUCUAUCUAUCUCAAUCUGUUCAUAUCUAUCUUUCUUUCUUUCUAUCUCAGUCUGUUCAGAUCUUUCUUUAUUUCUUUUUUUCAUUCAUUCUAUCUAUCUAUCUAUCUAUCUAUCUAUCUAUCUAUCCCAGUCUGUCUAUCAUCUAUCUAUCCCAUUCUGUUCAUCUAUCUAUCUAUCUAUCUAUCUAUCUAUCUAUCUAUCUAUCCCAGUCUCUUCAUAUCUAUCUAUCUAUCUAUCUAUCUAUCUAUCUAUCUAUCUAUCUAUCUCCGUGGCACAGCCUACCGUUGCCAAGCAGUACGGCCUACCGAUUCCAAGUAGUACAGCCUACCGGUUCCAAGUGGUACAGCCUACCGUUUCCAAGCAGUACGACCUACCGAUUACUAGCAGUACAGCCUACCCAUCCCAAGCAGUACGGCCUACCGAUUACUAGCAGUGCAACCUACCCAUCCCAAGCAGUACAGCAUACCGAUUCCAAGCAGUACAGCCUACCGAUUCCAAGCAGUACAGCAUACCGAUUCCAAGUGGCACAGCCUACCGACUCAAGCAGUACAACCUACCGAUUCCAAGCAGUCCAGCCUACCGAUUCCAAGCAGUACAGCCGACCGAUUCCGAGUGCCUACCGAUUCCAAGCAGUACAGCCUACCGAUUCCAAGCAGUACAGCCUACCGGUUCCGAGUGGUACAGCCUACCGUAUCCAAGCAAUACAGCAUACCGAUUCCAAGGAGUCCAACAUAACGUUUCCAAGCAGUACAGCCUACCGAUUCCAAGCAGUACAGCAUACCGAUUCCAAGCGGCACAGCCUACCGAUUCCAAGCAGUACAGCCUACCCAUUCCAAGCAGUACAGCCUACCCAUUCCAAGUGGUACAGCCUACCCAUUCCAAGCAGUACGGCCUACCGAUUCCAAGCAGUACAGCCUACCGAUUCCAAGCAGUACAGCAUACCGAUUCCUAGCAGUACAGCCUACCCGUCCCAAGCAGUACAGCCUACCGUUUCUAAGCAAUACAGCAUACCGAUUCCAAGGAGUCCAACCUACCGUUUCCAAGAAGUACAGCCUACCGAUUUCAAGCAGUACAGCCUACCGAUUCCAAGCAGUACAGCCUACCCAUCCCAAGCAGUACAGCCUACCGAUUCCAAGCAGUACAGCCUACCCGUCCUAAGCCGUACAGCCUACCGUUUCUAA